UGAGGGGCCGAAUCCCAAACGGCCUCCGCCGCGGCUCGCAGUGUCUCCGGGUUUGGGAGCCGGGACUCGGGGCCGGGAGCCGGCGGCGCCCUCCACCCGCGUCCCCCGCUCGGCCCGUCUGCGCCCGGCUUCCGUAGGCCCCGCUCGGCGUCUCUCAGGCCUCGCUCGGACCGAGACCCCCCCCCGCCCCGCGCGCGCCUCACCCGGGCCCUCGGCCCCUCGCCGGCUGCCCGUGGCCCCUGCCCGCGCCCCCCGGCCCCGCCAUGUCGCUGCACGGGAAGCGGAAGGAGAUCUACAAGUACGAGGCGCCCUGGACCGUGUACGCCAUGAACUGGAGCGUCCGGCCCGACAAGCGCUUCCGCCUGGCGCUCGGCAGCUUCGUGGAGGAGUACAACAACAAGGUCCAGCUUGUUGGUUUAGAUGAGGAGAGCUCAGAGUUCAUUUGCAGGAACACCUUUGAUCACCCAUAUCCUACUACAAAGCUCAUGUGGAUUCCUGACACCAAGGGAGUAUAUCCAGACCUGUUGGCAACCAGCGGUGAUUACCUGCGUGUGUGGAGAGUGGGUGAAACUGAGACCCGACUGGAGUGCUUGCUGAACAAUAAUAAGAACUCUGAUUUUUGUGCCCCGUUAACGUCGUUUGAUUGGAAUGAAGUGGAUCCUUAUCUUCUAGGUACCUCUAGUAUUGACACAACCUGUACUAUCUGGGGUCUGGAGACUGGGCAGGUAUUGGGAAGAGUAAAUCUGGUAUCGGGCCAUGUCAAGACCCAGCUCAUUGCACAUGACAAAGAGGUGUAUGACAUUGCAUUUAGCCGCGCGGGUGGCGGGAGAGACAUGUUUGCAUCAGUUGGCGCAGAUGGCUCAGUGCGGAUGUUUGACCUUCGUCAUCUGGAGCACAGCACCAUUAUCUAUGAGGAUCCACAACACCAUCCGUUGCUGCGUCUCUGCUGGAACAAGCAGGAUCCCAACUAUCUUGCAACAAUGGCCAUGGAUGGUAUGGAGGUGGUGAUUCUAGACGUCAGAGUUCCCUGCACACCUGUUGCCAGGUUAAACAACCACAGAGCAUGUGUGAAUGGCAUUGCCUGGGCGCCUCACUCUUCCUGUCAUAUCUGUACGGCAGCGGAUGACCAUCAGGCUCUCAUCUGGGAUAUCCAGCAAAUGCCUCGUGCCAUUGAGGACCCAAUCUUGGCCUACACAGCAGAAGGGGAAAUCAACAAUGUACAGUGGGCAUCGACUCAGCCGGACUGGAUAGCUAUCUGCUACAACAACUGUCUGGAGAUCUUGAGAGUGUAACACUAUUGGUCUGUGGCAAACUGAGGCAGGGCUUUAUAACUUCCCCUCCCCUCUAAAGUAAGAACAAACAUGUUUCAAGUGGCCAGUAUCUUUUGUUGCUUUGCAUCUACUGUUCCAAGAAACUGUUGCUGGAGUUAAUGGCAGGUGUCGGCUGUCCCUACAAGACUCAGAAAACGAAGGGACGCACCCAGCCUCUUGGACCUUCUGGGUUUUGAUUUUAAUAUUUUUCUCAAUUAAAAAGUUCUGUAUAUCUGUUUGUUGACUGUGUUAAUGAGCAUUACAGGCUUUAAAUGACUGUUUUAAGUUGCUGCAUACGUCCAUGUGUUUGUCAGCCAGCAGAGGCAGCACAUCCAAUUAGUUUGAUAGAUGUAAGUGCAAAACUAGGUGGAAAGAAAAGACAUUAAUAUUAACCACCGCCUUUGCAGGAAUUUUUAAUCAUUCCUGUUACCGUCCCUAAACCGUUUGAACGUUUUUAUAUAUUGGACUAAGUUUCUAUUAAGUAGGCUCUUCACCCCAGUUCUUAUUUUUGACAUGUGAUCCACUUCCAUAAGCCCCAAGCAGGAUCUGUUGAUGAUGAUGAUGAUGGGUCAUGAGCAUCAUUGUAGGCUUCCUAGCAGUAAAACUGUUGCUGUUGCCUUGGCUACGUGCCCCUGACCAUUUGGUCAGAAUUGCCAGGUGCUGUAAAGUACCAUUACUUGUCGCACAGGUCUGUCUUUUUAACUGAUGCUAGAGGCAGUUGUUACUGUGGUGGGCUGUCAGUUAGAUCAUCACUGAAUUAUUGAGUCUCCCACCGCUGUAUUACUUAACUGAAUGGUGACAAGAUUUAGAGAGAAGAUACUGGCAUGACUAGAGCUAUUUUUGAAAACAUUUAGUAAAAAAUGCGACUUGUAAUGCAUUUUGGAUAGACACUUCCAGUCAAAUGAUUCCUCUAGAAAGCUUCCUAUCUGAACCAAAAUGGUUUCACACCUUCUAGCUUACUUGAUUGGCAACUGUAAUUCUAAGCAAAAUUCUGUAUCUAACCUAUCCCUUGGAGUUUCUUUUGCAUUUGGCUCGUCUUCCUGGGAGUUCUAGAAAGUGAACGAGUGAAGAGCUAGCUUCUGUUCCUAAGAGCAAGGAGAGAAGCAUUAGCAUUGUACUGUCAGAUCUUGUUGGAUGACUGUGAUAGAAGCAGUUAGAACAGCUGGUCUGCUGUCCAAAGGCAAGUCAUGCCCCUGUAAAGGAAAGUUUCCUAAAGUAACAUACAGGGUUGGGUCUAAAUUAAAAGAAGUUGCCCAAUGUGUGUCUCAAAUGGAGACCUUGUUUUGGCUCUAGUUGUCAUUCUUAGGUACUGCAACUCUUGUAAGAGGAGCAGGAUAGGUAUGCUGUGCGGGGAGCCUUCUAGUUUCAUCCAAGUUCCCUUUCUGAAGUGGAAAGGUGAAGGAGAGCGAGGCCGACCCUCUGUCACCAUGAUGCUUUAUGCGGAGGGAUAGCAAAAUUCUUUCAUUGUCUUAACAUGGCGGGUAGUUCGAAUGAUGUCGUUUUCUUGUUUUGAUCAGCUAACUGCAAUACCCUUCAAAUGAGAAGGUGACACACUGAACACCACACUGGUGAGGUCUAACCAUCACCUUGUUCUGUAACAAUAGACUGAGCUGAUGAGGUCAAGAUCCAGAGCAGCUGACCCUGACUCAUUACUUUGAGAGACAAUCUUGAUAUUGAGUGAAAACCAAAGGUAGCAUUAUACAUAAAAAGGCAAAAUUUAAUUUUUUUUCUAAGAAUAUUAGGUUUCCAAUUUGAAGUAGCUUCAGUUACAUACACCUUCUCUCCCAAGUCCCUGGCCAACUCUCUUGCAACCACAGGUUUUUAUUUUAAAUGCUCUGUCCCUCUUGUUCUGAGACCCAGACAAACAGGGAAGACCGGAAUGAGUCAAUGAACCUAAAUGUUCAGCCUGCUGUCAAGUGCAGAUUAAAAUUGAAAAAUAGAGAUGUCUGCUUUUUCAAUUAGAAUCUUAGAUGUUUCUGGUAACAACAAGCAAAAAUUAUCCUACGGGUGACUUUUUAAAAAAUAGAAAACAGAGUAUACGAAAGCAUCUUAUUCAUCUGAUCACCUCUCAUUCGUGACAGAUAUUUACUCCCGUUAACAGUGCAGAGCAAACGCGUCUCUGGGAGAAUGAGGCGCAUUCUGUUCAGUCUCACACAUUGUCAAUAAAAUUCAUUAAGUUCCAAUUGCAGAAUUUUUAUUGAUGGGUGAGCCAUAAAGAACUGUCUGGUGUUCAGAUUCCUAGCAUGGCUGCAUGUUCCGAUUCUGGCAUGGUUGCCAGAUAGCUUACACAUGCAUCUCUGGUCUGCCAAGCGAAUUUGCUCCAGAAAUCAUUGAUCCACAAGUGUGGAACCACCCAUUAAACUUGGGCACUCUUCAAAGUAGAGCUGCGCCUUUAAAGUUAAACUUAAAUAUGCAAGCAUGUUAGAAAAUGAAAGUUGCGUUUCUCAUAGCAACAUUCAUUUGUAUGGUGUAGGCUGCUUUCGUUUAGAUAUACUUGUAACAAUAGUACAUGAAAAAUUCUUGCAUGUGUAUCUAAAUACAAGUACUAGGCACAGUAUAAACAAGCUAAUGCCAGUGAGAGAAGCGUAAACCUUUUGCUUCCUGACUGUGCAAACUAAAUGUGUUUAUAUAACAUUGCAAUAAGUUUUGCAUUUCAUGUUUUGGGGAAGUAGGGUUUUGGGGGAGAUGGGGGGAGGACUACUUUCAUAAUGUUAGUAUUUAAAUAGUCCCAAUUAGGCUUUGAAGUUUUAUUCUGUUGAUGUAAAUUGUGUGGGUAAAGGUUGCGUUGCUGCUGCGUGGCUGCACACAGAUUUCCGCAAGGCUGAGUUAACAGUGUAGCUGAACAUCUGUUUCUAGCUGCGGUCUUCAGAAGGAAAAAAUGAUAGCAACGUAAUGUUCUUUAAGCUGAACGCUUUUUGCAGAACUACAAAGAAUGUAUCAAAAAAGGUGGAUCCCAUGAUCUUAAUAACGGUUUCUUUCUUGUCCACCAUUUUCUCUAGUCUGAUCUUGAUAGGUUCAUGUUUCAAUGAGAAACUUAGUUUCCUGCAAACUGUUUAUGGUCAGGCCAGACACUGAGCUAUGUGGCUUCUCUGCCCACUACAAGCUGUAUUAGGCAGAAUGGUAUUGACUCUUCUCUGUAGAUUGUCGGAGAAAAACACAGUUCUCACUUUUUGUUUGGGUACAGCAAGUCAGAUGCUUUAUUUCUCUCACAUCUUGUACUAUGCCCAUUACUGUGAUAUCUGAACACCUUUUAAACCACACUCUUCCUCCCACCCAGCUGAGCGGUGGUCAUGGAGGACAAUUCACUUGGAGACGUUUUAGUUGAUCUAGUGAGAGAGAGUUUUUUGCGUUAAGGAAAGGGAAUAAACAUCCAUCUGAAACAGCCAAAGGGAUUUUCCUCAAACUUUCCAAAAAUAUAAUCCCACCUUGACUAAGAACAGAGUUUUAGACCAAUGAGAAUUGAGCAUUAAAAGCAUGUGAAAAUGAGACUUAAUGAGUACACACAACUUCAUAGCUUCCAUUACCAGCAGAAGUGGUUCUGUUAUGUAUGCUGAGGAGACCUCCGCUUGGGGGCCUUCCUCCCUAAGAUUUCUUGCAGAACGUUUGUGGCUUUGUCUGUAGCGAUUAGGCUUCUGAUCCAAAGGUCCUUGCAAUGGAAGCACCUGCUCGCUUGGCCAGCUGGACUGCUUUUGGCUUCUUUACUUGCUUUGGGUCAUGUCCUGCUGUCAUUCCGUAGGUGGAAGCCAGGGGACAUUGAGGGCACAGACAUGAUUUGUUUCCAGAAGUCAUUUGGUAGCUUAAUGAGCAUUACUGAAAAUUACCCCAAACCUUUCUAGAUAAGGAGUUCAGUAAUCCAAAUGGCAUGUCCAUCUAGGUAAGGAAAUGAGGCUUCAGUGCCCCCGCCUUCCUGCUCUCACAAAAGGGGCAAUGAGGGAGGAGUUGAACUGUCCAUCAGCUCAUUUGUUUGCAUGGCAAAUUAACCCCCUUCUCCGAGAGGUAUUUGGGGCUGAGGGUUAAUGACCAAAAAACUACUUAGCAGCAGAUUCCACCCGCUAAAUAGUCCAAUUAGAUGUGGAAACCUUGCAGGGUUCCUUUAUGCUGAUGAAUUUAAAUACCUCAGCCCCCCUUACAUUUACCUCUUGCCAAUCUCCAUAAGCAUUAUUUCUUCCAGAGUUAGUGGAAAUAACUGGUUCAGUGACUCAUUUUGGUGGUGGCUUCUUAAAUGAUUGUGAGACUAUACAGAGAAACUGCCUUUACAUUUUGUGUCGGGGUGGGAGAAUAGAGAGGGAGACCUUAGACCAGUGGUUCAUAACCUGUGGACCGCUUGUGGCCCAAUCAGCACACAGCUGAGGCCCAUGUGACAUCCUCAGGGCCAUACAGGUAGUGUGUAUAUAUAUUGUGUGGGUGCAGACCACAUAACACAGAGAACUGCAUGUGUGGCCCCCAGUGGUAAAUGGGUUGAGAACCACAGCCUUAGACCUUUCCCGAAGCAUCAGUGAGCUUGGCACAGAAGUGAAUUUCGUAACGGGACUGAAGUGCCAUUUCUCCUCCAACUUCAGUAGUUUUGUAUCUUUUCUCUGGCUAACUAAUUCCAGCCAUUGGGCUGCAUUUUAAAAACCCAGUUGCCCGGGAUACCAACUAUCCCAUGGGCAGCUAAUAUGUUUUGGCUCCCAACCCAAAGAUGAGGUGAGACUCUCAAAGCUAGCUGGAGGAUGAGCCAGUGCAUUUGUAUGUUAAAUCUGUAUAGCACUGAAUUAAAUCAGUCUGUGGUAGGUUACUGCAACUAAACUUACCCUGCUAUGUGCUAGGAUUUAAUAGUCAAGGUUGCCUUGACAAUCUCUUGAGUAAGAAAUUCAGUGGUCUCAAAGUACAGAAAGAGAAGAGGUUGAUACUGCAGAUUGUUCCUUAUUUUAAGGCCCCGUGGGUACUUAUGGGAAGCAAGGCCUUGCUUCCCAUCAGAAUCAAAAUUCAUGAUCCCUUCAAAAUAUAGUUGUGAUCACACAUCUGCAUUGCUUCUAAUUACUUUUUUUGAACACUGGAUAACAAAGGUCAGCAACCAGAAUAGAUUCAUUGAUGAGAUGAUAAAUCCACAGCCGUGUGAUCUGUAGAUCGUUUCUUAACUGCGAUUCGAUUGGAGAAAUGUAUGUCUGUGCUAAUGUAUUGGCAUAUACAUACAUUUUUUUGGACUUUUGUUUAAAAAUAUAAGUUCUGGAAGCUGAGCACGUCGGUUUUCGUGCUCUAGAUGGAACUUUAGCAGGUAUAUUUUUGUUAGGGUUAGGAAUGGAAUAACCUUCCUACCUCAGUCCUUUAAGGCUGGCGUUUGACUCUGAACCCUGUGUCCGAUUAAUAAAAUCUUAAAUACAGCGUGAGAGUUUCCUGACUGUUGCAGUUCCAAACUGGCUCUGGUUGUCAGCACAUGGGGACCUCUUUCACGCCAGAACCACCUGAAAAGCAACACCAAAAAUGCGAGCACUUGAAAAUGCUGUUAACACUACAAACUGUGAGGCUUUAUAUGCCGAUGACGGCAUGAUCCCGUAGGGAUCUCUCAAGCACUUGACUUUGCCUCUUGCCCAAACACAACUUUGUUUUGCUUCUUUUGGGUACUUUUAUUAUUGCCUAGUUGUGUUUGGGAGACCCUGGAAUUAGGUGCCCUUUCAAACAUAUGGCAGUAAUGAUAGGUGGUUUGGGUAGAUAGUUAUCUUGGGAUGUAGGUGAAUUCUGCAGUCUUUGUCAGUUCCAUAAUGUCAGGAAAAUUGAUGCAGCUUUCUGUGACUUAAGAUGCAGAAUUCAAAGAUCUUUGACUAUCAAAAUUCCUUGGUACUGACUAUCUUAACCCUUUCCGUAUACGCAGCACAGGCAGAAACGAAUAAAUCACAAGGUGCAGCUCCGUGCACAGUAGGGCUGUACAAUUGUUUAUACCUCCCUCAAAGUAUUGAAAGGGUUAGUCAUCCCACUACUGCCACACAAAAUGGUUCUGCCACUUCAAACCCAAGGGAAGCAUUAUCCAGUCAGUGGACGGUUAAGGUAUCUCUGAAUGACUUCAAUUGCUUUUCACUCCAAGGCCACUGGUUCAAAUCCCAGUCUAGGCAUUGUUUUGAUCCGUGGUCUGUAUGAAAUUAGGUUGUUUCCAGAUCUGGUUCCUAAUGGGCAGGAGUACAUUUGGCUCUAGAUGGGCCCCCUUAUUAAUGUCUGCAGGGAAGCCUACGGAUUUAAUGCUAGGUGGCACUUAAACAGCACUUUUCCAUGUUUGCUUGGCAACCAAAUUUCCCUAGGGAAGGUCGCUCUAAGUCAUAGGUGAGGUACAUUGGCAAAGGUAUGGGGAGUGAAGAGACUUGCACUGCCCAUGCUGUAGCCAGAGGGUCUCACUCUCUAAGGUUUUUGAUCCAGCACCUUUCACCAGCACUGAAAUAGUAACAAACGUGUGACUAGACACCAGCUACCGGGGUGCUUGUCUGGCAAUUGGAGACAGAACAUAGAGGCAAGAGCAGUUCUAAGAGGAAGUUGCACACUAUUGCGCUAGACUUCUAGACAGCCUUUAGUCUGCCCAGUAUCUUCAACUGCCUCUUCUGGCGCACAGAUACCAUCAAUCUAGAAUUUCCUUGCUGGUGAGGAAAAUGACUUGCUUGGCUUCCUUUUCAGAUAAGCUAAUAAAGGACAAUGCUGAGGGUUUUUUUUUUUUUUUUUAAUUUUUGCAAGGUUCUGCAGCCACGACAAACUACAGGCCCUGGUUCCAUCUCUCAUUUAUACACACUAGUCAGCGUCUCUUAGAAUGUCCAUUUUCCUGUUUGUAAAAUAUGCAAGUUUCCUUCUAUGCGAGAGACAGUAAUUGGUCAGGCAAAUCCAAAUGAAGGCACACAGGACUUGCUAAACAAAGGGGGAAGGACUCUGGCAGUAAAUAGUACUGCUGUGAAGCAAUGUUAUUUCGACAACCUGGUGAAUAUGAAUUUGUGGUAUCUGCUAUUUAAAAGGAACUUUUUUUACUUGGGUUGCCAGCAGUGUACAAUGUAAUGAAUAAAUCUGUCGAGAUGAAGCUUUUUUUUUUUUAUUUUUUUUUACUACUAGUAAUUAAAUAGAUGUUCAUUUUGUUAUGUGUAUUCCCUUCUGCUGUUCCCCUUUAAAGUCCCAUUGUGAUAACUUCCUGAAGGUGUGAUCUUUGUAGCAUGAUUGUAAAACAUACAUAUGAAAUCCCAGAUUUCUUGUUCUCACUAAAAUAUGUUAAAGCAAUAGCGAUUUUACUGCUGUCAUGCAUAGCCUAAGGUGUUUGCACACUUUUUUCCUCCCUCUUUCAUAUUGCUUGAGAUUUGCAACUUUGCUACUAUACUUUACUAGAGGAAUCCUAGCAUCCCAUUAUCGGGCAGAUUCAGACAUGUUGUUGCCACGAGUAACUGCAGUGUCCUGGUAUUCCUUUUUUAAUUAUUUUUAUGGAGAAACCAUAUAAAAGGUUUUGUUACAGUGGAUUUUAACACCUGAACCCUGGAACCAUAUUAUUGAAACUCUGUAAAUUAAGUCAGUCUUUUAUGAAACCGCUUGAAAGUGGACUGUUGCAUCCUUUUAUGCUAUUUCCUGCUUCCUAUGUAGUUUUAUUCAAUUUUUUAACCUUUUUAAGUUUCAGCCUCCUGUGUAUUAGGUACAGUAUUUUCUGCCUUUCAUACUUUGUAAUAAAAAUUGAACAUUUAUAGAUUGAA
This is a messenger RNA of Malaclemys terrapin pileata, 8995 nucleotides long. RefSeq names its product DDB1 and CUL4 associated factor 7 (gene DCAF7). The record is from RefSeq and is a predicted model, not a curated record. The coding region runs from base 264 to 1292 and encodes 342 amino acids. Gene Ontology annotation, cellular component: nucleus. NCBI's taxonomy places the organism in Eukaryota, Metazoa, Chordata, Testudines, Emydidae. The transcript has 7 exons. Gene Ontology annotation, molecular function: protein binding.